AAUAAUCUGGAAAACUUUAUUCUAUAUAAAAGCAUUAUCUGAAAAGAACAUUUUUCUCAUAAUAAAAAUAAAAGGCAAUUAGUUGAAAAGUGUGAAAGAGAGUAUUUUAAUUUUUAUUUAAAUAAUACAUAAUAAAGUUAAAAAAAAAUCGGAAAAUAAUCAGUAAUAAAUAUUUAAUUAGAAAUUAUAAAAAUAAAAGAGCUAGUUACAUAUUUAAAUAAAUAGAAAGUUACAAGUUAAAAUCAAAUCACAAAAAGAAAAAUGGGUAAAGACUUCUAUAAAAUAUUAGGCAUUAACAAAAACUCUACCGAUGAUGAUAUUAAAAAAGCAUACAGAAAGUUAGCAUUAAAAUAUCAUCCAGAUAAAAACAAAACUCCAGAAGCUGAAGAACGAUUUAAAGAGAUUGCAGAGGCUUACGAAGUGCUUUCCGAUAAAAAGAAACGAGACAUAUUUGAUAAAUAUGGUGAAGAAGGUUUAAAGGGUGGAAUGCCAAAUGGUCCCGGUGGUCCUAAUGACGCAGGUGGAAACUUCACAUAUCAGUUCCAUGGUGAUCCCAGAGCAACAUUUGCUCAAUUUUUCGGUAGUUCAGAUCCGUUCGGAAUAUUUUUCGGUGGAGAUGGAAAUCGCAUGUUUGAUGGGUCAAACAUUUUUAUGGAAGAUGAUCAUGACAUAUUUGCGCAAAUGAGUGGUCAAAGAAUGGGAGGUCCUGGAGGAGCAUUUAGAUCACAAUCAUUUAAUGUGAAUCAAUCUCCAAACAGAAAACGACAAGUUCAAGAUCCUCCAAUAGAACACGAUCUUUAUGUUAGCUUAGAAGAAGUUGAUAAGGGUUGUGUUAAAAAAAUGAAAAUAUCCAGAAUGGCUGUUGGACAAGAUGGUCAAUCUCGAAAAGAAGAAAAAGUUUUAAAUAUAAAUGUUAAGCCAGGAUGGAAAGCUGGAACAAAAAUUACAUUUCAGCGUGAAGGAGAUCAAAUGCCUGGAAAAAUUCCAGCUGAUAUUAUUUUUAUAAUUCGCGACAAGCCUCAUGCACUUUUUAAAAGAGAGGGCAGUGAUUUGAAAUAUUCUGCAAAAGUCUCCUUGAAACAGGCACUCUGUGGUACUAUGAUAAAAGUUCCAACAUUAUCAGGGGAGGCUCUGUCGAUAAAUACUAGUGGAGAGAUUAUCAAACCUAACACAGUCAAAAGGAUUUCGGCAAAAGGAUUACCUUUCCCAAAAGAGCCCUCAAGGAAGGGGGAUCUUCUUGUUGCUUUUGACAUCAAAUUUCCAGAUUCUUUGGGGAAUGGAGCAAAAGACAUAUUGAAAGACGUUUUGCCAAAUUAAAUGCGGAGAGAGAUGAAGGAGAUUUGCUUUUAGGGCAAAUUCGUUAAAGAAUCUAACCAUUUAUAUUAGUAACUAAUUGAUUUACAGAACGUAGGACCACCAAGGAUGGUAAUUGCGGCUGCAUGUGUAAGAAUUUUUAUUUCUGUUUCAUAUUUAGUAUAUUUAUUUAACUUAAAACAUAAAAUAAUAUGACAGAGAUUUUAUAAUAAUCAGCUAGUAUGUAAAUGUGACAUCUAGCCUUUGGCUAAACUGUAAGAAAUUAACGUUACAAUGUAUAAAUAUUAUAAUGUAAAUUUCCAAAAACAAUGUAGUUAAAUAAUAUAAAUUAAAUAUUUUAAGUUUAAUGAAAUGAAUGGCUUAAUGUGGUAUUUAAAAAUCAAGUGUAUAUAUUAAGUAAGCAAUUGUAAUUCGUAUUAUGAUGCUCUUAAACAAAAGAAUAUUAAGAAAAUUAAGAACACAACAUUUUCUAACAACAUUUUGUAACAUGGAUUAAUAUUUUUUUUUUAUUUCUCUAAUAAGUUUUAAAAGUACGUUUUAGUACAAUAAAAAUAUUAAAAAAAAACUAGAAAUUUUAACUUGUAUAUUUUGGUGUGUCAUGUGAGCAGA
Messenger RNA from Condylostylus longicornis, 1923 nucleotides. It is a transcript of the gene DnaJ-1, whose product is annotated as dnaJ protein homolog 1. The transcript is spliced from 2 exons. Gene Ontology annotation, biological process: negative regulation of transcription by RNA polymerase II. The record is from RefSeq and is a predicted model, not a curated record. Gene Ontology annotation, cellular component: cytosol. The coding region runs from base 262 to 1317 and encodes 351 amino acids. Lineage: Eukaryota; Metazoa; Arthropoda; Insecta; Diptera; Dolichopodidae. Gene Ontology annotation, molecular function: protein-folding chaperone binding.